Molecule: messenger RNA, 1036 nt
Organism: Eurypyga helias (sunbittern)
Lineage: Eukaryota; Metazoa; Chordata; Aves; Eurypygiformes; Eurypygidae
Product: OTU domain-containing protein 7B-like
Exons: 4
Biological process (GO): protein K11-linked deubiquitination; protein K48-linked deubiquitination; protein deubiquitination involved in ubiquitin-dependent protein catabolic process
Cellular component (GO): nucleus; cytoplasm
Molecular function (GO): K63-linked polyubiquitin modification-dependent protein binding; cysteine-type deubiquitinase activity
Source: RefSeq, a predicted model, not a curated record
CCUUUGCCCCUAUUCCCUUUGGAGGGAUCUACCUGCCCCUGGAAGUGCCGGCCAACAAAUGCCAUCGUUCCCCCUUGGUCCUGGCUUACGACCAAGCCCAUUUUUCCGCCCUGGUAUCCAUGGAGCAGAAGGAACCCACAAAAGAUCAAGCUGUCAUCCCUCUGACGGACUCGGAGCACAAGCUGCUCCCCGUGCACUUUGCCGUGGAUCCCGGGAAGGAGUGGCAGUGGGGGAAGGACGACGGUGACAACGUCAGGCUGGCCAGCGUGACGUUGUCGCUGGAGGCGAAGCUGCACUUGCUGCACAGCUACAUGAAUGUGAAAUGGAUCACGUUGCCUUGUGACACGCAGGCGCCCUUGGCCCAGCCGGAAUCCCCUACGGCCUCCGCCGGCGACGAUGCUCGUUCAGCUGCGGAGUCGGGAGAGUCGGACAAGGAAUCGGUGUGCAGCAGCUCGGCGAGCAACGGGGGGAGCAGGGGUUGCAAGGACAAGGAGAAACCAAAGAAAGACCGGGAAAAAGAGAAGGAGAAAGAGAAAAAACGGGCGGACUCGGUGGCCAAUAAGCUGGGCAGCUUCGGCAAGACUUUGGGGAGCAAACUAAAGAAGAACAUGGGCGGUUUGAUGCACGGCAAGACCGUCCGGGGAGGUGUCGGCAACGGGCAGGGGGACACCCUGGAGAAGAAGAAAAAGGGAUCCUUGAAAUCGAGGAAAGGCAGCAAAGAGGAAUCUUCCCAAGGAGACUUGUCAGCUCCUGCGGAGAAGCCUUGCCCCUCGGGAAAAGCGGCCCCCGAGAAGCCGUCGGAUCCCUACAAGUACAGCCACGACGUCCGGCUGAGCCUGAGCAUCCUCCGGGCCGCCAUGCAGGGCGAGCGCAAGUUCAUCUUCGCCGGCCACCUCAAAACCAGCAACCGGCACCAGUACCAGGAGGAGAUGAUCCAGAGGUACCUCCUGGAUGCCGAGGAACGCUUCCUGGCCGAGCAGAAACAAAAGGAGGCGGAGAAGAAGGCGCUGGGGAGCUCCGGCCCCGCCAAGAAGGA